CGGCCCGGCAUCUCAUGACAUAUGAAGCGGAACAUGCAGGUCCACUUCCCCGCAUUCACUGACCUCCAGCUGCACCGUGACUCGUUGCGCCGGGGUUGUACACAUACCUUUUCCUAAGCCACAAACUUGCAACAAAAACAACGUCUUCAGCCAUGCUUGGCCUUCGUGCUCUCAGAACCUGCCGCACUCGGAUAGCUGCCAACGGCUUGCUUCUCCGUGGAAUGGCUUCGGCUGCUAAUGGUUCCAAGACUAUCAAGUUUAACUGGGAGGAUCCCUUGGACUUGGAAGGCCUACUCACAGAGGAUGAGCGAGCCAUUCGUGAUACCGCUCGAGAGUUCUGCCAGGAGCACCUUCUACCCCGCGUGCUGCAUGCCCAACGAACCGAAGAAUACGAUCCUAACGUCUUGCCCGAGAUGGGUGCCGUUGGCCUCCUCGGCGCAACUAUCAAUGGGUAUGGUUGUGCAGGUGUGAGUACCGUGGCAUACGGGCUCAUAGCUCGUGAGAUCGAACGUGUCGACUCAGGAUACCGUUCCACCGCUUCUGUUCAGUCAUCUUUGGUCAUGCACCCAAUUAACGAAUAUGGGACCAAGGAGCAGAAAGAGAAGUACCUUCCUCGGCUUGCCAAGGGCGAGAUCGUCGGAUGCUUCGGCCUGACUGAGCCCAACCAUGGAUCCGACCCGGCAGGUAUGGAGACUACUGCCGAAGAAGUGGACGGCGGCUUCAUUCUCAAUGGCGCAAAGACUUGGAUCACCAACGCGCCUAUUGCAGAUUUAUUUGUCGUCUGGGCACGAUGCAAAUGGGAUCAAAAGGUCCGCGGAUUCUUGAUUGAAAAGGGUACGAAGGGUCUAGCUGCACCCGCAAUCAAGAACAAGCUGGCUCUGCGUUGUUCCUUGACUGGUUCUAUCUUUUUGGAUAGCGUGAAGGUUAGCCAUGACGCCUUACUCCCCGGUGUUCAGGGUCUCAGAGGACCCUUUGGCUGCCUUAACAGUGCUCGGUAUGUUCCUCUAUUGAUUCCUCACUUUGACCUCAGUAUUGCGUCAAUUCUCACGAUCACAUUCAGUUAUGGCAUUUCGUGGGGUGCAAUGGGCGCACUCGAAGAUUGUAUUGCCCGAACCCGUGCGUAUGCUCUGGAACGCCAACAAUUCGAUCGUCCUCUCGCUUCUUUCCAACUCGUACAAAAGAAGUUGACAGAUGCACACACGGAGGUCACUUUGGGUUUGUUAGCGAGUUUGCAGGUCGGGAGACUGAAGGAUGCGGGUAAGGCCGCACCGGAGAUGAUCAGCAUGGUAAAGAGGAAUAAUUGUGGUAAGGCGUUGGAACAUGUGAGGAGGGUCUUGGACAUCCUGGGUGGGAACGCUUGUAGCGAUGAGUACCAUGUUGGACGACAUGCCGCUAACCUACAGGUCGUCAAUACUUACGAGGGCACCUAUGUGAGUCGAGACUCAUGUUGCGCUCUUUUGUGGAACCUGACGCGACCCUUUCUAGGACAUCCACACGCUGAUUCUUGGCAAGGCCAUUACAGGCAUCCAAGCCUUCGCAUAAACCCAAAUCGUCCAUGUUCAUACCCUCAAAAUGUCUCCAAGUCAUGUACUGUACACAAAGAUAUAGUUAUCAACUUGACAUUCGGGAAUCAUAGACUGCGAAUACGGUGUCAAGGCUGCUGUGAUUGUGGGAACAGACCCUUGAUAGAACUAUUAGAUAGAGGGUCAUAUGCCCCUGACCUGUAUUAUUCCGGCAUCUGAAUACGUCAGGUGUUUCCCUCGCUCCAAUUCAG
Molecule: messenger RNA, 1774 nt
Organism: Somion occarium
Lineage: Eukaryota; Fungi; Basidiomycota; Agaricomycetes; Polyporales; Cerrenaceae
Source: the annotation of a GenBank genome assembly